Molecule: messenger RNA, 1707 nt
Organism: Abrus precatorius (Indian licorice)
Lineage: Eukaryota; Viridiplantae; Streptophyta; Magnoliopsida; Fabales; Fabaceae
Product: beta-fructofuranosidase, cell wall isozyme-like
Exons: 7
Coding region: 1-1707 (568 amino acids)
Biological process (GO): carbohydrate metabolic process
Molecular function (GO): hydrolase activity, hydrolyzing O-glycosyl compounds
Source: RefSeq, a predicted model, not a curated record
AUGAUGACUAUCUCUACUAUUUGGCUGUUGACUCUCUUUUCUGUCAUUUGUGGCGGUGGAGCUACCCAUGUUUACAGAAAUCUUCAGAGUGUAUCUUCUGAUUCCUCCGAUCAACCUUAUAGAACUGCUUAUCAUUUCCAACCUCCAAAGAAUUGGAUAAAUGAUCCUAAUGGACCAAUGAGAUACCGGGGAAUUUAUCAUUUGUUCUAUCAAUACAAUCCUAAAGGUGCAAUUUCGGGAAAUAAAAUCUGGGCACAUUCUAUAUCAAAAGAUCUUGUGAAUUGGACUCCACUAGAUCCUGCCAUCGAUCGAACACAAUCGUAUGAUAUCAAUGGUUGUUGGUCAGGGUCAGCCACACUGCUUCACGGAGGCAAACCCGUCAUUUUAUACACAGGAGUUGACUCCUUGCAUCACCAAGUUCAAAAUUUGGUCUACCCCAAAAAUUUGUCCGACCCAUUUCUUAGGGAAUGGAUUAAGUCACCCAAAAAUCCUCUUAUAGUUCCAACUGAUGUUAACAAGAUCAAUGCAAGUUCAUUUAGAGACCCUACCACUGCUUGGCUUGGCAAAGAUGGGUAUUGGAGGAUGCUUGUUGGGAGCAAAAUUAACACUAUAGGAAUGGCACUUUUGUACAAGAGCAAAGACUUUGUUAAUUGGGUUGAAGCUGAGCAUCCAUUAUAUUCAACCCUAGGCACUGGAAUGUGGGAGUGUCCUGAUUUCUUCCCAGUUUUGAAUAAGAGCAAAUCGGGUUUUGACACAUCGGUGAAUGGUGAUGAUGUUAAGCAUGUACUCAAGGUUAGUUUGGAUGACAAAAAGCAUGACUAUUAUCUCAUUGGGACUUAUAAUGCUACCAAGGAUAUAUUUAUCCCAGAUAAAGAAUUUAAGGAUAUUGAAUUUGUUUUAAGAUUUGAUUAUGGAAAAUACUAUGCCUCAAAAACGUUCUUUGACGAUGGAAAGAAGAGAAGAAUUUUGUUAGGUUGGGUGAAUGAAUCCUCAAGUGUUGCGGAUGAUAUCAAGAAAGGAUGGUCUGGAAUUCAUGCAAUCCCAAGGGUUAUAUGGCUGCAUAAAACUGGUAAACAAUUAGUACAGUGGCCAGUGAAGGAAAUUGAACAGUUACGUUCUCAUCCAAUCAAAUGGCAUAGCAAAAAUCUCAAGGGAGGUGAGCUGCUUCAAAUAAAUGGAAUCACAGCAACACGGGCUGAUGUUGAAAUUUCAUUUGAAGUGAAUAGGUUGGGAGAGGCUGAAGUAUUGAACUAUUGGACGGACCCACAAAUUCUGUGUAGUACAAAGGGUUCAGCCGUUAGAAUUGGAUUGGGACCGUUUGGUUUGCUAGUUUUCGCUUCAAAGGGAUUGGAAGAGUACACAUCAGUGUUCUUUAGAAUAUUCAGAUACCAACACAAACAUUUGGUACUCUUCUGUAGUGACCAAAGCAGGUCUUCUUUGAAUGAAGAUAAUGAUAAGACCACUUAUGGAACUUUUGUGGACGUGAAUCCUCUUCACGAGAAGUUGUCGUUGAGAAGCUUGAUUGAUCACUCGGUCGUAGAGUCCUUUGGAGGAAAAGGAAAGGCUUGCAUGACAGCCAGGGUUUAUCCCACAUUGGCAAUCAAUGAUGAAGCACAAUUGUACGCUUUCAUUAAUGGAACUAAUGAUGUUACCAUCACAGAAUUGAGCGCUUGGAGCAUGAAGAAAGCACAAAUCAAUGGAAGUUAA